Molecule: messenger RNA, 5901 nt
Organism: Diorhabda carinulata
Lineage: Eukaryota; Metazoa; Arthropoda; Insecta; Coleoptera; Chrysomelidae
Gene: mahj
Product: DDB1- and CUL4-associated factor 1
Exons: 25
Coding region: 419-4879 (1486 amino acids)
Biological process (GO): protein ubiquitination
Cellular component (GO): Cul4-RING E3 ubiquitin ligase complex; nucleus
Molecular function (GO): protein binding
Source: RefSeq, a predicted model, not a curated record
AAAAUAAAUAGUUCGCUGUUGUAGUUUGGCAGUGUUAACGACGUUUUAAUGUUUGUAUUAAAAAAAAUUGGUAUUGUCUAAUAUCGUAAUUAUUUCUUAUAACUCAUUAUACCCCUAAUCCAGUUUUACAGUUUGGGAAAAUAGUGUUGGCAGCCAUUUAGAAUUUACUUUCAUCUUGCUAAAAAUUUAUAUAUGUAUAUGAAGAAGUGCAAUUGUAAUUUUUUUAUAUUUUUUCAUUAAUUUAGUUUAUUCAAUAAAGUUAAAAAGUUUUCUGGAUUAUCUUCACGUAUCCUAUUAUCUUGUCAGUCAUUUUUAUUGUUAAUGUUUUAAUUAUAAUUAUUUAAAAACAGAAUCUCCUUAUAAAGUUAGGUUAUGCUAAACUACCUCAUGCUUUUGUUACUAGAAAAAUAAUUAAAAUAUGGCAUCAAAUACUAAUAACACAUCUGUUAUAAGUGAACUUUCUUCAAUUAUAAGAAAAUGGGAGGAUGAACAAAAUCAACCAAAUUAUGAUCCAGUACCAACUCUUACCAGAUUAGCAGAAAUCGUGGAAGUAGAAACUGAAAAUUAUUUAAAAAUGGAUCCUGAUCCUUUCGAUGAACGUCAUCCUUCACGAACAGAUCCACAGUGUAUUUUAGGUCAAAUUUUAAAAGCUAUUUUCAAGAAAGAUAAUUUCACUAGCAAGCUUAUUAAUGAUUACCUUAGAGAUACAUUCUAUUCGAGAAGUGGUAUAACUGGUAAAGAUAUAGAUCAACUAAAUAUUGCAGCUUGUAGAUUAAUGCUCGAUAUAAUGCCUGGUCUAGAUACAACUGUAGUUUUUCAGCCUGAAUCUGACGCUUUAAUUUUACGUUUGAUGAAAUGGGUUACAAAUUCUAUAGAACCCCUUCAGAGUUAUGCCACUGGACUUUUAGGAGCUGCAAUGGAGAUACCUGAGAUAGCAGCGAGAUUUAGGGAACAAAAUGGCAGAUUAGUACCAUUGUUAUUACAACGGCUUAGGAGGUUGAAGAACAGUUCUGAAUUUGUUAAUACCACCAAUAUCACAAGGCCAUUUGCCCAUUUGACUUCAAUUAGAUCACCACCGUAUCGGGCAGAGGGAAUUAUCAAAUCUCCACCACCAUUUAAUACAAGAAGAAGUAAAGAAAAUGGUAUUUUUUGUUCAGAAAACUCACAUGGAGAAAGUCCUUCGACAUAUUUAGAUUCAACGGAACAAGAGAACGAAAGGAAAAGAAAAAAACAUGUCGAAGUCCAAACGUCAUUAAGAAACGAUAUUUUAGAGUUAACAGAAUCCGAAUCCACCCCGGUUAAGAAACGACAACGUUUAGACCCACCUGAAACCCCAUUACCGGAUUCGGUAUACCUCGGCAGCCCGCAGAAAUCCAACACUUUAUUUUCCGAAACCAGUAACUCUUCUUGGGCCGAAUUGGAAAGUUUCGUGAUAGGUACAGUUCAAAUUUUCCCACCGACCAUAGCUACCAGACAGAUUCUAAUAAUAAGAUAUUUGACAGCUAUGGGUGACCAUCAAGAAUAUCUCAGUCACGUAUUUGAACACGAUGCCUUGGAAUUGAUUUUGUGUUACGUUAACGUUAGAGUUACCAAAGAAGCCAGAUUAGCCUUCGAAGCUCUGAAAUACCUCGCGGCUUUGUUGUGCCACAAGAAAUUUUCCAUCGAAUUUAUACAGUGUAAAGGUUUAGAGGUACUUUUAGAAAUCCCUAGACCUUCUAUAGCCGCAACCGGAGUAUCCAUGUGCUUCUAUUAUUUAGGAUUCUGUGAAGAAGCGAUGGAAAGAGUUUGUCUUUCGUCAAAAUACAUAGUUAGCGGUCUUGUAAAAUACGCCUUAUGGUUAUUGGAAUGUGCCCACGAUUCCGGUAGAUGCCAAUCGAUUAUGUUCUUCAGCUUAACUUUUCAAUUUAAAGUGAUCCUAGAAGAAUUUGAUGCUCAAGACGGUCUUAGAAAACUUCAUAACGUCAUUGCAACGUUGCCUAUUUUAUUACCGGAUUCCGAUACAGGACAAAUGAACGAAGAACAAGAAGGGGCUUAUAGACAAAUAAUAAGACACGUUUGCGUGGCGUAUCGACGAUAUCUAGAAACCCAUUUAUAUUUAAAGGUGGAAUCUAUUAGAAGAUCCCAGUUGAGACCAAACGAAAGACCAGCGCCAUUAUUACCGGUUCAACCGGCUUACAAGGCUUGCAAAUCGUCGGGACCCGAGGAAAUACAACAACAAAUCGAUAUGUUGUUUCAGAAUAUGCCUUAUCGCAGUCAUUGGGCGCCUAUAGAUCAUCUCCUCAAACUAGGAGGUAUAACGCUGCUACUGAAAAUAAUAGCGUUCGCUUAUGAAUGGAAUUACAGCGGUAGAGCUGAAACUGUUCGAAGUGCGCUGGAUGUACUGGCUAUUUCUUGCGUUAUGCCCAAAGUACAAUUGUUAUUUUGCGAUAGAGUCGAUUUGCCAGAAGAAACUUUGACCGUUGGUAUCAACAUAAUCCUGGGAGCAGCCGAAGGUGAAAUUGUAGCUGAUGCCGAUGUGCAAAAAGCUGCAUUAAGAGUAAUCGGUAAUUGUGUGUGCGCCCCAAUUAGUAGGGUUGGAGGUUCGGUCGGUAGAUUUUCGACCAAUUCCACCAAUUCGCCGAAUAAAAAAUUGAAAUAUAAAAGUUCAGAGGAUCUGAUACAGAAAGUAUGGGAUUGCGUUCGAUCUAAUAGCGGUAUUAUGGUACUUUUGCAACUUAUGCAAGUGAAGACUCCCAUAACGGAUGCUGAUUGUAUAAGAACUUUGGCUUGUAAAGCUUUAGCCGGUCUAGCUAGGUCUGAAACAGUCAGACAGAUCGUGUCGAAGUUACCAUUGUUUACCAGCGGGCAAUUACAAAAUCUUAUGAGAGACCCUAUACUACAAGAAAAACGUCAAGAACAUGUUUUGUUCCAAAAAUACGCUUUGGAACUUCUGGAACUCCUAUCCGGUAAAGGAAAACACACCGAUACAAAUUUAGAAGCUUCUUUGGCAAAUAUUCAUCGGGCAAGCGUAGUGGCACAAACAAAAAUACAAUUCAACGAUAGGCAACUUCUACAAUUAAUUCAUCAUCAUUUGGUUCAGAAAAAUUUUACUGAGACCGCUAGUGCGUUAGUUAAAGAAGCAAAUUUAAGUCACGCUAUUACAUCAGUUGGUAAUCAACAUCCUACUAGGUUUAGAUAUUCUUCAACUUUUACACCUUCCAGAGGGGUUAGGUUAUCGUUUUCGUCGCCUAAAUCUCUACCGCCGUCUGAAACUUCUACUUCAGUUAAUGGUACUCCAAGUUCAUCUACGGCAAUCAAAAUUAUCAAAAAACAUCAAAUUCUACCUACUACCCCGUCACACAACUCCCGGUUACAAAAACAAAUCUCCGGGGAACCCCACGUUUGGUUAGGACAAACUGCUAUCCAUGAUGACAUAUCCCCUUCUUCCGAACAACCCAGGGUUACUUUAGAUUCCAUUAUAACGGAGUAUCUAACCAACCAACAUGCUUUAUGUAAAAAUCCCAUGGCUACAUGUCCGCAAUUCAAUUUAUUUAUUCCUCAUAAAUGUCCUGAUCCGAAACCUAGAAUAACAACUGCGAACAAUUACGUUAUGAGAAGUGCCAGGAAACAAAUCGGAUAUCAAUCGAAAACUAUGGAUAGAAAAUUCGUUCAUUCAAGAUUUUGUCCAGUACAAACGAUCAGAUCUUCCACAGAUGAAGGUUUCUUCACUUGCGUGAAAUUUUUGCCGGGGGAUAAAAUGCUGGCAGUUGGAGACUACAAUGGAGAAAUCCACCUUUUCAAUUUACAUAAAGGGACAGAAGUUAGUAUGUUUACCGCCCAUGACAAUUAUAUAGUACACUUGGAACCGAACAGGACGGGCGACUUUUUAUUAACAAGUUCAACUUGGGGUAAACCCGUUUCGGCUUUGUGGAAUUUGAAGGGUUUCCAAAUGAAGAUGCCCUUCGACGAAGAAGAACACGUUGAAUUCGGUAAAGUUACUCAAGAAAAAGUUAUAGGAACUAAAGGAGAAAUAGCGACAAUUUACGAUAUAAAUACAGGCCAGUCAAUAGCCAGAUUAACGCCGAGAAUAACAAAUCAAUAUACGAAAAAUAAAGCUACUUUUAGUUAUAACGAUGAGUUGGUGUUGUCCGAUGGUGUUCUAUUUGACGUAGCGUCAGGAAAAGCGAUCCAUAAAUUGGAUAAAUUGAAUCAAACACAAAGCGGAGUCUUCCAUCCGAACGGUUUAGAGAUAGUGUCAAAUACUGAAGUAUGGGAUAUAAGAACAUUCCACCUUUUAAAAACAGUACCAAUUUUGAACCAGUGUUCCAUAACGUUUUCUCCAUUGAAUACAGCGAUAUACGCAAUAUCUUUGGAACAGGAAAUGGAUGAUGGAGACUCGACGUUCGAUACUAGCUUCAAGACUGUAGAUGCCAUCGAUUAUUCUAGUAUAACCACGUUUGAUGUUAAAAAAAGCAUUUACGAUUUGGCGUGUAGUCGUUUUGAUACACAGAUAUCGAUAGUAGAAAAUCAAGGGAUGUACAAUUCCGUACAAGAAUCAGUUGUUCGAGUGUAUGACGUAGGAAGAAGACGAGAUUACGAAGACGAACAGGAAGAAGACGAUGAAGAAGAAGACGAUCUUGAAGGAAGUGACGAUAACGAUUCCGAUAAUGAUGACGGCGAUAAUAAUGAUAACAACGACGAUAACAAUGAUGACGACAACGACGAUGGGGAUGAUAAUGAGGAUAGCGAUUCGGAAAGCUGGACCAGUUUAUCGAGCGGUAAUGUUAGUUCGUUUGGUGCGGAAUCGUUUUUAGGAGUUCAAAUGUACCUUCAGAUCAAUUCAAUUGAUAAAAUUCGUACAGUUCGAUCCUCAACAACACAUAUGAUGCCAGUAGUAUAAAUGUACCACCAUAUAUCUGUAUAGUUUCAAUGAAUAAUUGAAAUAUGACUUUCGAUGAGAUAAUGUACAAUAGUUCAAAUUUAUCUUUCAAUCCAUAAAGUUUCAUAUUUUGUCUAGUUUUAUUUCGUUUACACAUAAAUAAUGCAGAUGGCAUAAAUUAGUUCAAAUAUAUCUAUUAAAUUUAUAAAAUAUGUUGCAGCUGGUUCAUUAUGUUUUAAUAGUUCAAAUGUACAUUCGGAUAUUGUAUAUCUGUAUAAUUUGAAUCAUUCUGCAUGUAUGAUGGUGAUAAAAUGAAUAGUUCAAAUCUAACUUUCGAUAAAAUGAUGUACAGUAGAUCAAAUUUAUAUUUAGGUCGAUACAGUUUCAUAUUUUCUGUGUAUACACUAAAAAUGAGAUGCUAGUAGUUCAAAUGUAUCUUUAAACAUCCAUGAAAUUGACAAAAUCUUAAGUUUUAUUUCGUUUACAAUAAAUUAUACCGAUGAGAUAAAUUAAUUCAAAUGUAUCUUUAAAUAUCAAUUAAAUUUAUAAAAUUUGUUUAUUCGUUAUUUCAAUUUGACCUUAUAGAUUGUUUUAAUAGUUCAAAUGUACUUAAUAUCGAUAGUUUCCCAAAUAUACAGUGUAAAUGAGAUGCCAGUAGUUCAAAUGUACCUUUAGAUAUCCAUGAAAUUGACAAAAUCUUUAGUUUUAUUUAUAAAAUAUGUUCAAUAAUUAUUUAAAUUCGACCUUAAAAGUGGUUUAUUAUGUUUUAAUAGUUCAAAUGUAUUUUUAUUCAAUCGGAAUGUGUGAAAUUUUUUUGAUCUAUUUUCCAGCCACUUUCCAAAUAAAUUUUUGAGGAAUAUACUCACGACACAAUAUGAAAUUUAAAAAAAAUUAUUUAUGUAAUUUUGUUAUAUUGAUUUUUGAUGUGGCGCAAUAAAUAUCCUUGUAAAUAGAGCUUGUAUCUAUCUAGAUGAUAUAAAAACAUUAGCGUUGUUAUAAUUAUUGUAAUUGUCGAAAAAUAAAUGAUAGUUUGUAAUAUAUAA